CAGCGCCCGAGCGGACGCCCCCCCCCCCGCAGGGGGCCGCGCGGGGCGCGCGGUGCUGCCGGGCGGAUGGGCGCUGAGGGCGCGGCGGGCGCAGCGUUGCAGGCGCGGCUCCUUGACGGCGAGGAGCAGACCCAGGCGGGUUGGCGGAGGUGCGCCCGGCCCGCGCUGCCGCUGUGCGCCUUCGCGCUGUCCGUCGCGGCGGGGGCGGCGCUGCUGCGCCGCGGGGCACGACGCGCCGUUGCGCCAUCCGCCCUGGCCGAGUGGGCGGCCCCGGAGGGGCCGCUGGGGCUGCGGGGCGCGGCGCGGGGCGCGGGCGCCCACGGGGCGGAGGGCUGCGCCGCGUGCGUCGAGGAGCUCUGGGUGGUGCGGCACGCCAGCACCGUGUGCAUGGACAUGGUGCCCUACGACGCCAGUAAUCUGAUCGACUGCCCCCUGGACGAGGCGGGGAUCCGCGAGAGCAUCCAUCACGGCGCCCAGUCGGCGCUUUUCCACGGUCGCUUGAGCGGGGCCGAUUUGGUGCUGGUUUCUCCGAUGCUGAGGACGCGCGCCACCAUUUUCUACGAGCUGCUCGCUGCAGGCCUCCUCAACGGCACCGCCGCGAGGCCGACGGUCAGGAUGCACACGGGGCUCGUGGAGGUGGGCACCGACCCGGGCAACAUCGGCACGAGGACGACCGACUGGUCAGAGAACUUCACGAGGCUCGGAUGGGACCGCCCCGAGGCCUGGGACGGAGGCGGCGAGAGCAUCGAGAGGUGGAACUCCAAGUACGCCUUGUUGGCCGCCCCCGUCCCGUCCGCGAUCGAGCUGGAGGCAUGGAGGAGCGCGACCAGGGAGGUCGUGGCCUCGAGGGAUAUCUCCCCGCAGUCGCUCGCGAGCCUGCCUUCGCUGCGGUCCAGCAUCUGCGACUGGGCGUGCUCGCGCGGGCCGAGCAGGGUCGUCCUCGUGUCGCACCACAUCUUCAUGAGCGAGCUGCUCUGCCUGGACCCCGAGCAGGCCUCCGACGUGGGCAGGCCCUUCCGCGUGGAGGACGUGCCCGGGUUCCUGAGCCACCUCCAGGGCUCCUUCGGGCAGGAGAUGCGGCCUCCGUCAGGGCUGCAGUGCUCGCGCACGUUUCGGAGGUAG
This is a messenger RNA of Prorocentrum cordatum, 1122 nucleotides long. NCBI's taxonomy places the organism in Eukaryota, Dinophyceae, Prorocentrales, Prorocentraceae. The record is from the annotation of a GenBank genome assembly.